Messenger RNA from Salvelinus sp. IW2-2015, 2614 nucleotides. RefSeq names its product RAD21 cohesin complex component like 1 (gene rad21l1). Gene Ontology annotation, cellular component: meiotic cohesin complex. The record is from RefSeq and is a predicted model, not a curated record. Gene Ontology annotation, biological process: replication-born double-strand break repair via sister chromatid exchange; sister chromatid cohesion. NCBI's taxonomy places the organism in Eukaryota, Metazoa, Chordata, Actinopteri, Salmoniformes, Salmonidae. Gene Ontology annotation, molecular function: protein binding; chromatin binding.
AUAAACGCAUGUAUCAUUUUCACAUUCCUAUUUAACGGUUAAGCAUUGCAUUUUCGAAUUGGCACUGGUCACCCUCCAUACAAUCAAGGAUUAAAACACAAAGGUACUGUAUUUGAUAAAAAACCUCACCGAACCAUGUUGUAGCUAAAUUGAUAGCUAUCACUCUGCUUGAGACAGGUUGCGCCACUCUCGUGACAUGCUGGUGCCAAAUAAGCGGGCUAAUAUUGUUAUCUCGCGCCAUCGCUACCUAGCUUUUCAACGUGUUACCACCGUCAAACAGGCUUACUUUGGACUUAAACGUUUAUCAACAGGUCGAGGACUAAGUUAAGUUACGUGAUAGACCACCAAGCCAAGGCUUUCACCAUGAUGUUCUAUACUCAGCUCUUCACAUCCAAGCGCGGGCCUCUGGCCAAAAUUUGGUUAGCAGCUCAUUGGGAGCGGAAAAUCACAAAAACUCAUGUGUUUGAAUGCAAUUUGGAGAGCACCAUCAAAGACAUAAUCGCCCCACAGAUAAAGAUUGGCUUACGAACUUCGGGCCACCUACUUCUGGGAAUAGUGAGGAUAUACUUCAGAAAAGCCAAAUAUCUCCUUGCUGACUGCAAUGACGCUUUUGUCAAAAUCAAAGUGGCCUUCAGACCAGGACAGACUGACAUGCCUGUUGAGGCACUGGAGGCCACACUUAAAGCAAUCACGUUAAUGGAGGAUUUCACUGACUUCGAUUCCCAGCUACCAGACGCAAAUGCCAUAGGUGUUGUGGAUCAUUUUUCACUGAAUCAGUGCCGAACAGAGGACAUCACCCUCAAAGAGGAUUUUGGAAAUAGCUUUCUCACAUUUGAGGACUUUGGUGAUGAGACCCAGUCUCACCAAGGGGGCAUGUUAGACGUGAGUUUCCUAAGCCUGGCCCAGCAAGGAGAUGCUUUUGGCGAUGAGGACACAGGCUUGGACAUCCUGGGGGACGUCCUGACAGGGUUAGCCAGUUCCAGUGAGCAUGCUGUUUUGACAGAUUUUUUCGAAGCCGAACAACAAAAUAUGUUGCCGGAGACUGCUCUGAUGGAUGUUAACCAAGAAGGUCGUCCAGACAGCUCUACUACAUCUGUACCCAUGGAGGAGGAUCACCCUGUCCUGAAUGAGACAACUCUGUUGGGCAAUGAGGAGGAGGGCUUCGCUCUGGAGCCUGUUACUGUUACGCCAACCUUAGAGAGGAAGAAGGGGAAGAGGAGAAGGAGACUGGUGGUGGACCAGGCCAAGGAGUUGUCCAAUCAGGCCAUCAGGGAGCAACUCUCUGACUAUUCAGAUCUCACUGCCCCACUGGACAUCGCCCCGCCUACCCGCCAACUCAUGCAAUGGAAAGAGAGUGGCGGGGUGGACAGGCUCUUCAGUCACCUCUGUGCCCCUGUCAUUCAUCCACACCUGCAACAGCUCUAUUCCAGGGAUGUGUUUCGUGGGAAAACAGAUGGAGUGGUCAAUGAAGACGACCAUGAAGAGAUGAGAGAGGAGAGACAUGAGGUGGAAACGGAUGCGAGCGCCUUGCUCAGUGUCCUGCAUGAGACCAUGGAUCCUGAGAGAAUUGAACACAAUGUGGAGAUCACUCCUCUGCACCACUAUGGGAAUGACAACUCACCUGAAUACCUCUGGGACGCAGUACAUGAUGGGAGCAGGUUGGAGGUCUCUCACCCUGAGCUCCCGUCUGAGGAUUCCAUUUAUGUUCAUCCUUCUGGAAUGGAAAGGGAAACUCCAUCGACUGUGACACGGAACACACAGUCUAUGGUGGACAGCCAGGAUGACUUUGAAGAGAAGAGGAUGACCAGCCGAGCACAGAAACUACUAAAUGCUCUCAAAAUUCAGAGCAGCAACGGCAUGUUCAGCCUGAAGACGCUGUGUGAGAGGAACAGUCGCUCCCAGGCCGCAGCCACCUUCUUCUGCCUUCUGGUGCUGAAGAAACAACAGGCCCUUGACCUGCACCAGAGCGAGCCUUACGCUGACAUUAUAGCCACUCCUGGACCCAGGUUCUAUGAGACGUAGAGGAGGACUUGUAGUGGAGGAAGGAGGAGGUUUCGAUAUGAAGACACCUUGUUCAUAGACUCACUGCUCUGUCAACAACUGCACAAACUUUGUAGUGGUCUUGACACCCUCGUCAGAUGUGGACCAUAGGAGGGUAGCGUCUCGGAGGAUGGACGCUGAUUGAGAACUGAAUACACCAAUAAAUAUAAUUUUUAUAAAAGUGACCAAACUGGGUUGUGACAUAAAGCACUUACCAGCACUACUGAGAUACAUUGAGGUACCAUAACUAUCUCCCAGGGUCCAAACCCAAGUUAGUCACUCACUCCCUUUUAUGAGAAAACAAGGCUUGCUACAAGACAUUAUUUGGACAGAGUUAUCAUCUGAUUUGGGUCACAGUAAAAGUUUAUGAAUGUUCUGUUAUUUUGUUCAGGUGCUUUACUUGUUUGAGUAAUAUGGUUUGUUAUUUAUUAUGCUGACAGACUAAGAUUUUUUAGAUUGACCAAUUUCAGUAAUAAGGGUGGUUUUGGUAGUGUUUUUAACUAAGCUAUUUUUUUUUACUUGUUACUGUGUUUUUAUUCUUAAAGGUAUGUAAAUAUACCCAGUGAAUCUUAUU